Hyalella azteca is the source of this 2310-nucleotide messenger RNA. Its product is annotated as methylosome protein 50. Gene Ontology annotation, cellular component: methylosome. NCBI's taxonomy places the organism in Eukaryota, Metazoa, Arthropoda, Malacostraca, Amphipoda, Hyalellidae. Bases 74 to 1108 code for a protein of 344 amino acids. The transcript is spliced from 7 exons. The record is from RefSeq and is a predicted model, not a curated record. Gene Ontology annotation, biological process: oocyte axis specification. Gene Ontology annotation, molecular function: protein binding.
AUUAGGAUUGCAGCGUCACUGUGUUCAGGCUCCUCAGCUCCUGCUGCAUUGUGUGUUGUUGUCAAAAUACGGCAUGGUCGACAUUGAUGAGUAUUGCCGUGCUGCGUCCGAGGCGGCUGUUGUAGAGAAGACUGGAGCAUCACCAAUUUCACCAUCACCCAAAGAGCCGCUUUUAGCCAUGGAAGACAGAUUGGAAUUUCUAACCCCACGACCUGGAGGAGGAUGUGCAAUGGGCUGCUCAAGCCUUACUGGUCGCUGCUGGUCAGGCAGCGUUUGGCUCUAUGAUGAUCCGCUGCAGGCUCCUGACAUAGCCAUGUCUCAAGCAUCUCACCAGCUGCAUGCUGGUGUGCCAUGUGCUGUGUGGAUCUCACGAGACAUCUUAGUUGUGGGUGAGGAUGGUGGGCAUGUGGAGUGGCUCUCCACUGCAGAAGAUCCUUCAAAAUUCACCUCCCUUGACUCCAUCAGCAUCCACACUUCUUACGUAUCAUGCCUGGCUGUCAACAGUGAUAGCACACAAUUGAUCACAGCUGGAGGUGAUGGAAUGAUCAGUGUGUUGGACUGCAAUAGGCAAAGCAAGCAAGUGUUCUGUCCAGCCCACGCCUCGGAAUGCUGUAGUGUUGCCUAUCACACUUCGGAUCCUCGCGUCUUUGCUUCAACUGGCCUUGAUGGCAACGUUUUAAUAUGGGACACAAGACAAGAAAAACCUGCAUCAGGAGUUCACCGCAACAGCUCGUGUCCCGAUACAGCUGUGUUGUGGCAUCCAACGUCUUCGGGGUCUGGCAUUGGCUCCCUGCUGAUUGGCAGCAUUGGUGGCAGCGUGCGGCUGCACUGCACUGAGUCUCGAGAGACACUAGUUUCCACUGAAGCGUUGAGUCGAAGGGUCGCCAAAUUUAUUCCUUUUGAGAGUAGCUCAUCAUCCCCGGUUGCGGUUGUGGGCCAACAGGAGACCGUCGUUGUGUUGGAUGUCGCGCCAAACAACAUCAGCACGCUGUACACAAACUCAAGCCAACACUCGGACAUCGUGAGCGACGUUUUGUGGCUGAGCAGCAAGUCUCUGCUCUCGUGUGGCUGGGACAAGAGCGUGAGGCAACAUUCUUUACCAUCCUAGUCGUAUUAUCUUAAUUACUAGUUAUAUAUGUCCAUUUACACCACGUGUGAUGUCAAUUCAUAGCUAAUUGUAUCAGUUCUGUACGUGUAAGCUGAUUAAUGUGGCCGAUAUCAAGCAGAAACGUCUCAUUUACAACUUUUUUCUUUACGGCGUUGUUACUAAGAUUCUUUUCUCCAAUCAAUCAUCCUACCAUUCUCGUCUGUGUUUGUAGAGUUUGUCAACCAUCAUGCAUCAAAGCUACCAUGCGCCACGUAUCUUCACCUGAAACAUUACUUACAUUUUCAUUUUUCUCACUGAAAAAUUUGAUUGCAUUAUUUGCUGACAUUCGCCAGAUCUUCCAUCUCUUGGCUACUUGGUCCCUGAAAACUAUUAUCCCAUCGCAAGUGAAAAGUUGACUUCGCUAGUUGAGUUUUGUUUGGUUCUUCAGCCAUGGAACAUUUUUUCCACGUAAUCACAAAUCACCAUUUAUGUCUAUUAUUUGAAACUGUAACCGGUCAGGUCUCGCGUGACUAAGGGUUGUGUAAACAAAAUUGAACAUGGAAUGAAUAGAAUGUGGAAUGUUCUUCUUUUCAAAUAAAGAUUUGAAUUUUGCGUCACCACCAUAAAUGUUGCAGAAAAUUCAAAGUGCAUUAAGUUUGAAAACAAAACAUGAAUUUACGUACAUUUAUGACUGAAUCGAGUUGAACUUGAUCUGACUAGCUUGUUGAACUAGAAAGAGUCUGUUAAUUUUUUUGACUUGUAAUAGCCUUGGCACGUAAAAUCACCACAACUUCAUAAGUUGUGGCGAUUUUAUCACCACAACUUAUCCUCAUUCGGCUUCUUUUAAAAUGCUACCUCAAUCGCGUUGAGUUACUCGUACUAUCAGAGUUGAUUGCCUGUAGAUUUAAAAAAAAUUGUAGACGUCUGAUGAAAUUCAAAUUUCAUUUGAUGGUGUAUGGGACUUUGCAUUGCACCACCGACUGUCAUUGACUGCUGACGUUGUUGUCUCAUCGUUUAGUUAAACUAGCUUAACCCCGUUACUGUCCCUCGUGCAUUGAAGAAGCGACUAAAUACCAUAUUUUACUUCCUUUCCUUUUCAAAUCGAAUCUCUUUUGACAAUAAUUUGAAUUUUGAUGUUGCCUUGUUGAGCGGUGAGCUCAGUACAAGGUCUUCACUCCAUGAAAUGGAUUCCAAUGUAUUGAAAAUAAGAUAGAUGAGAAAUG